AUUGUGGAAGUCGGUGCCGGUGUAACGUUACACGGUUUUUACAAGGAACAGGUCCAAGAUGCACGUUUACAAACUCCUGGCCCUGUGUUUGGUCGCCUACACGUGCAAUGCAAAAGAAGAGGACGUCCUGGAACUGAGCGAUUCGGAUUUCGAUGCCCGAAUUGCCGAACAUGAAACGGCACUUGUCAUGUUCUACGCACCAUGGUGCGGACAUUGCAAAAGAUUGAAGCCGGAAUACGCCAAGGCGGCCGAGGAUCUUAUCAGAAACGACCCACCGGUCGCUCUGGCCAAAGUGGACUGUACCGAGGCCGGCAAAGAGACUUGUAACAAGAACAGCGUGAGUGGAUACCCCACGUUGAAGAUCUACCGCAACGGCGAGGUCUCCCAGGAGUACCAAGGCCCCCGUGAUGCCCCAGGCAUUGUCAAAUACAUGAGAGCCCAAGUAGGCCCCAGCUCCAAGGAAUUGAAGUCUGUGGAGGAAUUGAACAAGUUCUUGAACGCCGAAAAGGAGUCGGCCGUUGUUGGUUUCUUCGAAAAGGAGUCUGACUUGAAGGCAGUCUUCCUCAAAACCGCAGACAAACUCAGGGAAAAGGUUCGUUUUGCCCAUUCCACGUACAAGGAUGUUUUGGAGAAAGAGGGCGUCAAGGAUGGCAUUGUCUUGUUCCGUCCCAGCCACUUGGAGAGCAAAUUUGAGCCCAGCAAAGUUGUGUACAGUGGCAAAGCUGACACUGACUCCAUCAGGACCUUUAUCAACAGCAAUUUCCAUGGAUUGGUGGGACACCGCAAAUCUGACAACAAAGCUGAAUUCGAGAACCCAUUGGUCGUCGCCUACUACGCCGUAGACUACACCAAGAACCCCAAGGGCACCAACUACUGGCGCAACAGAAUCCUCAAGGUUGCCAAAGAGUUCGCCGGAAAGAUCAACUUCGCCAUCAGCGCCAAGGACGACUUCCAACACGAACUGAACGAAUACGGUUUGGACUACGUGAAAGGCGACAAACCCAUCGUGACUGCCCGCGACGCCAAGAACCAGAAGUUCAUCAUGAAGGACGAGUUCUCCGUCGAAGCUUUGACCGUGUUCGUGACCGACGUUCUGGAGGGCGCCUUGGAACCGUACCUGAAAUCCGAAGCGCUGCCCGAAAGCAACGACGCCCCUGUUAAGGUGGCCGUGGCCAAGAACUUCGACGAGUUGAUCGUGAACAACGGCAAGGACACCCUCAUUGAAUUCUACGCUCCGUGGUGCGGACACUGCAAGAAGUUGGCCCCUGCCUACGACGAACUGGGAGAGAAGCUGAAGAACGAGGAUGUUGUCAUCGCUAAGAUGGACGCCACCGCUAACGAUGUCCCAGCUCCUUACGACGUCAGGGGAUUCCCCACCAUCUACUGGGCGCCGAAGGACUCCAAGGAUGCUCCGGUCAGAUACGAAGGUGGACGUGAGGUCGACGACUUUGUGCAAUACAUCGCCAAACACGCCACCAACGAACUUAAAGGCUUUGACAGGAAGGGCAAUGCAAAAUCAGACAAGACUGAACUAUAAAUUUAGUACUAUUCAAUUUUUAUUUCGUAAACGUUCAAUUUAAAAUAAAUACUACCGUGUAGGUAUUUAUUCAGAGUUUCUGUGAGGUUGUUCCUUUAAUUUUCAACACGUUACAAAGCAUUAUUAGUGUUUGAAAUAUUGUCAUGUCAAAUUCAAGUAUUGUAGAUGUGACCUCGUUCUCUACAUAUUUCCAAAAUAUUUUUUACUAUUUCUAAUUUUAUGUAUAGUUUAAUAAAUAAUUUAUAAAUUUCUUAA
Messenger RNA from Aethina tumida (small hive beetle), 1792 nucleotides. RefSeq names its product protein disulfide-isomerase A3. Gene Ontology annotation, molecular function: protein disulfide isomerase activity. The transcript is spliced from 6 exons. The coding region runs from base 59 to 1537 and encodes 492 amino acids. NCBI's taxonomy places the organism in Eukaryota, Metazoa, Arthropoda, Insecta, Coleoptera, Nitidulidae. The record is from RefSeq and is a predicted model, not a curated record. Gene Ontology annotation, biological process: protein folding; response to endoplasmic reticulum stress. Gene Ontology annotation, cellular component: endoplasmic reticulum.